This is a messenger RNA of Rhizoctonia solani, 2127 nucleotides long. RefSeq names its product transcription factor tau subunit sfc1. Gene Ontology annotation, cellular component: transcription factor TFIIIC complex. The coding region runs from base 1 to 2127 and encodes 708 amino acids. The record is from RefSeq and is a predicted model, not a curated record. Lineage: Eukaryota; Fungi; Basidiomycota; Agaricomycetes; Cantharellales; Ceratobasidiaceae. Gene Ontology annotation, biological process: transcription initiation at RNA polymerase III promoter. The transcript is spliced from 18 exons.
AUGUCAGUUCAAAAUCGACGUCCCCGAUAUGGGUUUUUGGAUGGCGGACACGAGAAGGAUAUUAAAGCUAUGAACGAAGUAUCGCUUCCCUUUUGGCUGAUUCGCGCUCUCUUGGCCGGAGAAUGGAUCGAUUUUGACAUUCCGACUCCAUAUGGUCAACGUGUCCAAAGAGCACUCAAGGCAGAUACGAAGAAUGUCAAGUUGGCCGGACUGGUUGGUGGCACAGGACUUUGGUAUCUCUUUGGAAGGGCUAUUGCUGAGAUGUUAGAGGAUGACCAACGAAACACAUUAUCUAAAAUGCUGCUUGAUACUUUCGAUAUGCGCCUUGGUGAUAUAUACGACCAAGCCGUCUAUUUCGGUGCUGGUUCCGGAACGCGAGGUGGACAGGGAAGUGACGCGAGCGAAGAGUUCAGGCAGGGCUUGGAAGGAACAGAACGACAGAUAUUCCUUAUUGUACAGGAGAGCACAAAGCGAAUGAGAGAGUGGAUGGAGAGCUCGGAUAGGCCGCGCUCGUCUCCGAUUCUACCAUCAAUCUCCGAACUGAUUGACCAGUCUGUUAAUGUGGAUGAACAAGCUGCAGGACCAAGCAACAUCACCACAGAUAGCCAAACCCCUACCCAACCACAAGCCGCCCACACGAAACUACCAACUUAUCAUGCGAUCGAAUACCCAGGAUACAUUUCUCCCAACUCUUCCUCCAUAAAUCGGGCAAUCACAACACUCGGAGGUCAGAAGUCUGUGCAAAAUGCCUUUGCGGAUGGAGGAAAGAUUCUUGAGCUACGGUUGCAGCCUGAUAAUCCAUUUGCGCAUCCUGUUACGGGGGAUGUGGUUGGAACGAAUACGCUUUUGGUCAAGGUCGUUACGAGGAGAAAGAAACAAGGAAAGGAACAGGUGGAUGGGGAGAACCAGGGGACCUACACGGCAGAGGUUAUGGGAAUCAUACCCAAAACUGUGCGAUUCAGAAGUAUGGCUGACUUCCAAUAUCAACCCAACGAAGACGAUUACGUUGUCCAAAUGAGAAGGGCGAUGGAUAGACUUGAUGUGGAUGCAAUACGUUCGUUCGAAUUCAAACCUCUUCAGGAAAAUUAUGAGGAAGGGGGAAAGAGCCAAUUACAUUUGAUCCCUCCCCCUCUAUUCUCGAGGCAAGGAAUUCCUCAGCAUUACAACCUGAAACAAAACCCGAUGUCGGUUAUUCAUUCCACGGUUGACCCUCGAACAGGGGAAGAAACUCGCCGGUAUAUCCAUAAGCACCGUAUCAAAGGAAGUUUGGCUCCGGCUGCUGUUUCAUGGGAUAGCGAAACAGUUCCUACCUCACCUCCUCAGCAGAUUCUUGAUGCCAAACCCCAAACUAAGCCACAUUUGCUAACUAAACUCAAACAACUAUUUGAAGAGCGGCCAGUAUGGAGCCGUAUUGCUCUGAUAAACCAGUUCCCUGCUCUUGAAGGAAGAGAAAUUCAAAAUACGAAAGCCCAUAUUGGCUUGGUGGCGUAUACGUUCAGCGAUGGAGCGUGGCGAGAUACGUUAUUGAAGUUCGGGUACGAUCCCAGGAAAGAUCCAGCAGCUCGCUUCUACCAACGAGUGUACUUCAGGAAUACAGCAAACGAAGAGGCGAGGAGAAAGUCGAUUGUUGGACGAAGAGCCGGCGGAGCCGGCGAUAGUACUGGGCCUGAAGUUGUCGAAACUCCAUCUGAUGACAGAAAGUCGCAUAUAUUCGAUGGUAGGACCCUACACUCUGGUGCUGCAUCUUUUCAGCUCUGCGACAUCACCGAUUCUCUCUUGGUCCCACUGAUCAAUGACCAAAAGAGCGUGAGGAAAGAGCCAGAUAUUGCAGAUGGCUGGUAUACAUCUCACGAAUUCAAUUUAAUCAAAGCCGUCGUGCGGCGCAAACACUUUAACCUCCUGCAAGGAAAGAUCAUAGAAGACAAGGACUGUGCGGACUUAACUGUUAACAAAAAAUACCUCAGAAAGGCGAAGAGCAAUAGACGACCUGUUGCGCCUGAGCGAUUGAUGGCUGCCGAGUUGGAGAUUGCAUUGAGAAAGGGCGGGGAGAGUGUGAGUAGUCAGGGCAAAGAGCCAACCGGAGUCGAAGAAAGCGGGGAGGACGAAGAUGCGAUGGAAGAAGAUUAA